This is a messenger RNA of Harpegnathos saltator (Jerdon's jumping ant), 1937 nucleotides long. RefSeq names its product transmembrane protein 145. The transcript has 4 exons. The record is from RefSeq and is a predicted model, not a curated record. NCBI's taxonomy places the organism in Eukaryota, Metazoa, Arthropoda, Insecta, Hymenoptera, Formicidae. Bases 72 to 1652 code for a protein of 526 amino acids. Gene Ontology annotation, biological process: response to pheromone; G protein-coupled receptor signaling pathway.
UGCCCUAUCCGAGAUCCUUCUCCCCUUUCUUUCUUUUGCGUCAAUCAACGUGCGACAAUAGUCGCGCGCAAAUGGUGACGCUGACCCGUUUUACCCAUGCGAUCAAUUCGACGCUCGUCGAAUUCACGGCACAGGCCGCAAAUAUUGAUCAAAGCGUCGACUCGACUGCCGACAGUGCGUCCAUAGUGAUCGCGGUAGUUAUGUGCGGAGGAAUUGUCACACGAGCGUCGCGCACACAGAAAUCGCUGGGUUUUUUACUGCUGAUCUUCUCGAUCGCUCGCUUGCCGCUGUUGCGACACGUCGAUGCGAAGAUUCUUCACGGUGACCUGGUGACGAGCGAAGUAAUUGCAAACGGAACGUUCAAGUGGGCAUUCGUCGCGAGAUUCUGUUUCCUGACGGAACGCGGCACGUUUCGUUAUCACUUUCGACUGGGCGGCGAGGAGCGCGACUUGAAUCUCCUGCUGUACUACGAUGCGGCUCACCAAUGGCCCAGCGUCUAUCCGUCCAGUAAGACGUGCAGAGAGAAGGAGAGUAUCCUCGAUGUUGACCACGGUCAGAUAAUACCGCUGAAUACGUCGAUGCGACUGUCGUCGGGUUGCGCGCGGGGUGACGACGGUAUCGUUCGAUGCGACAGUCAGAGGAGAUUCAUCUCGGCACGGCCGAGAUGGUGGUUCGUGGCUCUGGCCGACUGUUCCUCCGAGGACGGUUUAAACGUCACCUACUGGAUGUCGUUGACCAACGCGCCGCCCGGCACAUUUUGGAAGGAGCAUUUUUCCGCGGACGAAUUCUACAUACUGCCGGUGCUGAUAACGACCGCCUGUGUCUACGUGAUACUGCUGACGCUCAGUUUCCACAUUGCUCUGCAACUACGUUCCAGAAGGCUGCUGCAUAUAUCCUACAAGUUGUUUAUGGCCUCUCUGCUGUGUCAGUUACUGGGCGCGCUGUGCGAGAUCUACAGUUACGUUAAUCUCGGCCUGAGAGGAGUGCCCGCGGCGAACGCAUAUUUGCUGGGUCAGCUUGCCGAGGCGUGCUCCGAGACUCUCUACACGGUGCUGAUGCUGCUGCUCGCGCUUGGUUACACGGUCACCAAGAGCGUCCUGACGACGUCGCAAGUACGAUGGCUCGUCCUGUUUGUCGGCGCUACCGCCUUCUUGCAAAUGACGCUGUACAUCUACGAGUUCGAAAUAUUUGAUCCGGGACUGGUGCUGUAUAUUUACGAGUCACCGCCGGGCUACGGACUGAUAGCGCUUAAGCUGAUCGCCUGGUUCGUGUUUAUCACUCGUUGCUGCAAGACCAUCAGGAAGCUGAACACAAAGCUUCAUUUUUAUGCAUCGCUUCUCUCCCUGGGAUCGGCGUGGUUCCUCUGUCAUCCGUUAACGGUACUGACCGUCACGAUAUUCGUGGACCAAUGGGUGAGGGAGAGCGUCGCCAAGGGAAGUUCCCUUUGGAUUGUCUUCUUGGGUCACGUAACGUUUUUAUAUGUAACACGACCGUCCGUGAACAACAAACGUUUUCCAUUCCACAUUAGAACAUGCCAAGUCGUGCCUAUAGGCGGCCGAGGGCAGGAUCACGGCUACGAACCUGGUCCUCGAACUGCAGUUACAGCAUUUACCAUCGCACGGACACCAGCUUAUCUUAGUCAAUCGCACUGAAAGUACUGUGAACGAAAGGAAGAAACAAAUGUGCAAGAAAUCUGGGAGAAUCUAUAUAGAAAAGUGCAACUAUACCAGUGGCGAUGCAUCGUUACUCAAGCGGCACAAGAAGCAAUUUUUCUAAUACCAAAAUAUUUUUCUACUACUGUAUACACGAUACGGCGCGUAUGUUUACAUGACGCAGCGCAGCUCUGCAUCAUGUACGUACGUGAACGUACGUUACGCGAAUCUCUUUACGAUUAUUCCCUUCUCACAAAAGUAUUUAUAAUAAAGUACAAAAUGCCA